ACCGUUGUCCCUGGUGGAACGACACUCGGGAAUGAAGCAAGUGAAAGAUUGUGCCGUAGUGGUUGUCUAARAAAAMAGGUUAGUAAUCUCUGAGCCUCUAUAWAUGUAAGGAAGGAACCUUAAUAGAUGUCACCAAAACUCCUAGACUGAUUUCUUGGGUUUAUGUUUCUAGAUGGACGGUGCCRCAGGACGUCRCGACAACGUCGACGAUGGGAGGAACGACAUUCAAGAAUUGGCACGGGUCAUUCGGCAGUCGCAGCGAGAGCCCUACCCCAAGAUUGAUGUUUCAUUGUUCGAUGGGAAUCAUGCCUCUUCUUGGGCAGACAAGUUUGAGCAACUCGAGUAUAGCAACGAAUGGACGGAUGAGAAGAUGCUUCGCAUGGUAAAAAGGUAUUGUCAGGUGGGGUACCGAGACGAGAUCGAUGAACUGGUGCAGAUCUCUCGCGAUUGGUUAGAUUUUAAGGCGCGGUUGUUGGAGAAGUAUCAGCUCAGCGACCGGUUGCUCGACCUGCAGGAUUUGAGGGCGGUGGAUCGUAAAACGUUUGGUACAACCAAACUAUUCUUGUCGGAGUUUGAGCGUGUGGCUCGCCUAAUCCCGGAUCUGUCCGACAAAGAUCGCUGCCUCAUCUUCCUUGACAACUUCAACGACGUCGAACAGUCGAAGUUGGUUGAAGGGAUGCAAGGGAGGUAUGACUGGACUAAGGUCCGGCAGAAUGCGCUGGUGGGGAAGUUCGACGAUAUUCUCUACCGGUUGUUGAGGCAGCAAAAGGAGGAGCGGGAAAAGGUGAAGCCGGGAGAAGUAAAGGACGGUGAAAUUUACAAAACUUUGACUUGCAUGAGAGAAAUGAUGGAGGGCAUGAAGGAGGAAAGGCUGAAGCUUCAAGUCAUGUUGGCCAAAGAGAAAAAUAGUAAGAGGAAGGGGAAAGAGCCGGCGGAAGAAGAAAGUGACAGUGAGAGCGAGGAAGAAAAGGAGCCGCCUCGCAAGGGAAGAACGGUGGACAAAAUAAUCAAGGAGGGAGUGACAAUGCUGGCACUGGUUCGUCAGGACAAAGUUCCCAAGAUCAAGGGCAGUUUCAGCCGCAGGGUGGAAGAGGCCACGGUCGAGGCCGUGGAAAUGGACAACGAAGCCGUUGGGCGUGGCAGCAGGAAGCCACAUGUAACUAUUGCGCAGAAAAGGGUCAUAUUAUGCGGUUUUUGCCAACUCCUUUCAAAAGAUGAGAAGGAAGGGAUAGUCUUCACCACUAUACGUGGUGAAAUAUUUGAUUACGAAGGGAAUUCGAUCGACCCCAACAUUGAAGGGGGUAUGAGGAAGGAGGCGUAUCGCCGAAUGGGUCGUCCGCUACCGGCAACGUUCCGGAUUGCUUCUCCUGAAGAAGCACGGUUGGCCGAGGUCGAGGAGGUCAUGGCGUCGUUGCAUAUCUACGACUCACUGGUGGAGCCAGAAGGAUUCAGGGAACAAGUAGUGGAACGAGCGCAAACCAUCACUAGGCGGCUUGCCCGAUGCCAGGACUCUAUCAUCCGACUUUAUGUGGACAUGGAGGAAGUCUGUGCUGGAUUGCCGAAUGUCUUUCUUUUUGGCGAAUGGGGUGAUAAAAGGGAAAAUGCGUCUGGCCAAGUAGGGACGUCUGCUCCGAGAGAAACAUCACAAACUGGGCCAAUGGUAAGCACGAUGCGACCUAGGCCUGUUCUAAAGAGGAGUGCCCCGACUAUAGUCGUUCAGACCCGGGUGCGGCGACGAAACGAACAGCUUCAAAAGGAGAAAGAGUCUGAAAAGGCAUUGGAAGAAGAGCCUAUUUCCAUUAGUGAGAACGAAGAGGACAAUGAGGACGAGAAGUUGCGGGCCGAAGAGGAAGAACGGACUCGUCGUCGUGCACUGGAAAGGGAGCCGGAGAAAGGGAAGGCCGAAGUAAGCGAGGAGGAGCCACGAAAGAAAAAGAACAUUUAUUCGAUCCCCGUGGAGCAGGGGGUCGAUAUCGAGCAACUCGUCAAUAAGAUUCUGGAAAGUCAGCGCGACUUGGUCACGCUGAAGGAAAUUUUGGCGGUAUCGCCAAAAAUUCGAGAAGAGUUUAAACAGCGGAUGACUCGUAAGAGAGUCAUGACUGUUAAGCUCCGCGAAGUCAUUCCGCCGGAGGCUAACUGGUCCCCGCCUGGGACGAAGAUGGAUUGGCGAAGUGUGUCAACCGGCCAUAUGAAGGUCCAGAUUGGACAGCAGGAGUAUUCGGCACUUGUGGAUGAUGGAGUCGAGAUGAACAUCAUUCGUGAGUGUCAUGCCAUCGAAGCCGGGUUGAAGAUCAAUCGAGAUGAUUACGGGUUUUUGGUGGGAGCUAGCGGAUCAACUCCAUUUUGCGGAACAGCCAGUGGCGUUCUCGUCACGGUCGGAAAAGUUAAGGUCCGUUCUUACUUCUAUGUGUUACCUAGAGUGGAACACGAGGUGCUGCUCGGAAGGGCAUUCUUAUGUCGGUUUGCCGCCAGAGUGGAGCACUUGCGAAAGCUUGUACGCAAAGGCCAGAAGUGGGGAUGGGGUCUGAAGCAGCAAGCGGUCGUGGAAGACAUAAAGACUGAGUUCCGUGAGGGCGGAUUGAUCCUUGGAGUUCCUUUUUUCGACGAUGAUGAAAAGCGUCCUUUUGUUAUUGAGACUGAUGCGGGGCCCACAACCCUAGGAGGGGUCUUGAUUCAGAAGGAUGCUGAGGGGCAGGAAAGACCUCUCAGAUUUGAGAGCAGGACUCUGAAUGUUGCUGAGAGGAACUAUUCCCAAUUCAAGAAGGAAACCUUGGUCGUACUUCACUGUUUCCGUAUCUUUUGGAACUAUAUGUUCGGUAGACGCUUCAUCCUGCGGGUGGAUCCGACUGCAUUGGCUCAAUCCUUAAGGAAUUAUUCACCUGCUGAUCCCACCAUUGCACGAUGGUUGACUUAUAUCUGGAUGUUUGACUUCGAAAUUGAGCGGAUUUCGGGGAGUCAAAAUCGUGCUGAUGGGUUAAGUCGGGUUGAAUGGGAUCCAGAGACAGAUCAGGCAGAAGAAUCCGUUCCGGUCGAUGCCUUUUUGAAAGAAGAGGAGUCGAGGUUGAGUAUUAACUCCUUUGCCUACCUGCCUGAUGCGGCCACUCGACAUGGAAAAUCAAUAUGGAAUGCUCCCAUCUGUCACGGGGUACGUUCAGAGCUCGUGAUGGAGGAACCUUUCAUCGAGGAGGACCCAUGGGGCGAGCAGACCGCAGAGGAAAUGAUGAGGCUGGCUAUGACCGAUGACAUCGACCUUAUGCUUGAUCCGCUAACGAUUGAACAGGGUCAUAUGCAGGCUGAUGAUGCUUUCCAGACUGUUGGAAGGAUGUCAUAUAUCAUGAACUUGUUGGUUCAUGAGGAUCGCCUGAGGUUAAUGAAUGCGGAGGAAGGGAGCAGUGAGGUUAAAGAGGCAUUCAAGGAAAAAGGAGUACGAAGGGGAAUAUAAGAAGAUAGGCAUGUGGUUGAAUGGGGAAUUGGACGAAAGUGAGGUUGAUCCGGUUGUGCGGGAGACAAGCAAAGGAUUCGUUGUUCGUGACGGUCAUCUUUUUAAGAAAGCUGCUGAUGAUGUCCCAAAGAGGAUGGUAUGCGGAAUCUCUCGACAAUUGGAUGUGAUUGCUGCUCUGCAUGAUAGGGUAGCCGGCGGACACAGAUCUGUGCGGGUAACUUUGAACAAAAUCCAACGCCUUUA
This is a messenger RNA of Chara braunii, 3685 nucleotides long. Lineage: Eukaryota; Viridiplantae; Streptophyta; Charophyceae; Charales; Characeae. The record is from the annotation of a GenBank genome assembly.